GUUAAGCACACCUCUAUAUUUGACACAGUUCUAGUUUUCUUCUUCUUUUCAAAUAGUUUUUGACAGAUCCAUGUGUUUUCAUAUUCUUUUUAAAACCAAUAUUAAUCUUUUAUUUUUCUGAUGGUUUAUAAACGUAAAAAGUAUCAUUACGGUGACACCCAUUUGAAAAAAAAGUGGAGAACAAAACGCCGAACGAAAGAUUUAGAUGAGAUCGACGAGGACUUGAAAGUAAAUAAUAGCGAAAAACUAUUGAAUCAAGAAGUCGAUUUCGAUAAACCAGGCUCUGCUCAACACUAUUGCCUACAUUGUGCUAGAUAUUUCAUAUCGGAUAACGCUUUACAAGAUCACUUUAAAACCAAAGUUCACAAGAGACGAUUAAAAGCGUUAGAAUUGGAACCAUAUACAGUCGAAGAAUCUGAACGAGCUGCCGGUUUUGGUAAUUGGAAAACUCCUAUUAAAAGAAAAAUCGAAACGCAACCUUCAAAAUCGUAUAAAGAAGAUUUAGAAUCGUCGAGUAAAAAAAUGAAAAUUGAUGAUGAUGAACUAUAAAGUGAUUUGUAAUUUAAAAAGGUUUUAUUCUUCUGCUUUGUAUAUAACAGGAGAUAAAGCACAAAAAACGUACGUAGUGUUAAAUCCUGUAAUAGAUUUUGAAAAACAUUUAACAAAACCAGAUAAAUUAUUGAAAAACAUCGAAGCGCGAGGUUUACCAAUAAACGUUGAUGCCAUUGUGAAAAAAUGGAUUUUUUUUCAAGAUAUACUCAACCGAAAACAAACUUUAGAUCAAACCAGGCAGGAUAUUUUUCAAAAUAUUUCCCAGUUGUUAAAAAAACAAGAAGUUGAUCAAAUGGAGGUUGAUAAGUGGAGAUUGCAUGCAAAAAUAGUUAAAGAUGAUCUUAAACAUCUUAAAGAUUCGUAUUAUGACGUCGAAGGGUCUACAAUAUUACAAAUACUUGGAUUACCGAAUGAUUUACAUAAUAAAACCCCUUUUGUUAAGAAAAAUGUCGUUUGUACACAUUCGAUUAAACCUACAAAUUCUUCUUUAAAUAAUAUCGAUAUAGGAAUCCGAAAUGGUUAUUUAAAAUAUUUAGAUCCAUUUACUUGUUAUUUAAAAUCAGAUGCGGCUUUAUUAGAACUCAGUAUUUUGGAAUAUUUCAAAAGAAAGUUGAUAAAACUCGGUUAUUUACUAUUUUCGAAUCCAAAUGUCUGUAGAACGAUCAUUGUUGAAGGUGAAGAAAUUUGUAGUGGUAGGGACAAAGUUUUAACCAUCGACGAGCAAGAUCGCGACGAUGAUAACUUAAACCGUCUCCAUUUGUGCGGUUCAGGAACGUUGAAAUCAUUUAUGGUUUAUUUCGCACGACAUAUCGUCAACCAAGUAGUUUUACCUUUGAAAUAUUUUUCUCUCGGUAGGAUUUACCAACCAAUUCGUACCAAUUGUGAUUCUAGUUUAUUAAAUUUAUCUCAACAGAGUGUUAUUAACAUUUUUCAGGCAGAUUUAGAAGAAAAUAGGGAAGAUUUGGAUGGUUUUAUCGAAUUGAUUUCAAAUAUUUAUGGUAUACUGGGUGUUCAUUAUCGUAUUGUGAUUUUACCCGCUAAUCAAAUUGAGAAAGCUGAAAGUUUGAGGAUAUCCAUCGAGAUGUACUCUAAUUUCAGAGAGGAGUAUAUCGAAGUUGGGAAUAUAUCUUUUUAUGAUAAUUACAUAAGUAAACGAUUAUUGUUUACUUAUAGUUGUAAUAAAGUGCGGAAAUAUCCGAAAAUUAUUGCGGGGCAGAUAUUGAACUUCCAUAAAUUUCUAGGAUGUGUCAUGGAAAAUAUUACCAGCGACUCUGAAAAUUUGUUACAUGUAUUUUUAAAAGAAAAAAUAAACCGAUUAAAUAGUGUUGUAUGAAAUAA
Diorhabda carinulata is the source of this 1890-nucleotide messenger RNA. Its product is annotated as zinc finger protein 593 homolog. The record is from RefSeq and is a predicted model, not a curated record. The transcript has 2 exons. Gene Ontology annotation, molecular function: zinc ion binding; nucleic acid binding. Bases 121 to 549 code for a protein of 142 amino acids. NCBI's taxonomy places the organism in Eukaryota, Metazoa, Arthropoda, Insecta, Coleoptera, Chrysomelidae.